Molecule: messenger RNA, 1026 nt
Organism: Phaeoacremonium minimum UCRPA7
Lineage: Eukaryota; Fungi; Ascomycota; Sordariomycetes; Togniniales; Togniniaceae
Product: putative upf0261 domain-containing protein
Exons: 1
Coding region: 1-1026 (341 amino acids)
Source: RefSeq, a predicted model, not a curated record
AUGUCCGACUGCGCGUCUAAAGCUAUCAAGGAACUCUAUGACGCAGGGGAGAUCCAUGGUAUUGUCACGGCUGGCGGAUCAGGAGGCACAUCACUUGCAGCACCAGUCAUGAGGGACGUUCUCCCUAUAGGCUUUCCCAAGUUGAUCGUCUCGACCAUCGCCAGCGGCGACACCGGGCCGAUUGUUGGAGAGACUGACAUUGCCAUGCUCUAUUCGGUCGUCGAUGUGGCUGGAUUGAACCAGGUGCUUCGAGACAUUCUGAGCAAUGCCGGUGCGUUCAUCGCCGCUGCAGCGGCCUCAUUCGCAAAUAGGACCAGGCAGGCGCCAGCUUCGAGCGUCGGCUCCCCGAAGAAGCGUAUAGGUAUCACCAUGUUCGGCGUUACGACGCCAGGUGUGGAUGCGAUCAGAAAGCAUCUAGAUACAAAGGGUGGUAUUGAGACGUAUGUCUUCCACGCUACCGGCCACGGCGGCAAGUCUAUGGAGAGACUGGUUCGCGAGGGGGCACUGGACGCUGUCUUAGAUCUCACGACAACAGAGAUAUGUGACUUGUUGAAUGGGGGCAAUAUGAGUGCCGGUCCAGACAGGCUCAACGCUGCAGCGGAGGCCGGAGUCCCUUAUCUCGUCUCAUUGGGAGCAACAGACAUGACCAACUUUGGUCCAAGAAAUACCGUCCCAGAGAAAUACAAAGAUAGGCUGCUGUACGAACACAAUCCGGUGGUCACACUCAUGCGGUCGUCGGAAGAAGAAUGCCGACAUGUCGGCCAGUUCAUUAGUACGAAGCUCAAGCGAUUUGCGAAAAGGCACGAAUUAGUACAGGUGUGGAUACCGAGGGGCGGUGUGAGUAUGAUUUCGACUCCAGGAGCCCCUUUUGCAGACCCUGAGGCCGAUGAGGCGCUUUUCUCCGCCGUGAGGGCAGGCCUAGAGAGGACGGGCAUUGAAGUCAUCGAUGAUCCGAGAGAUGUCAACGACGCGGGAUUCGCAAGAGAUAUCGCUGAAGCGCUCUUAGCAAAGAUGAGCCUCGUGUAG